UAAGAAAUUGACCCUUGAGGUGGAAGCCGAUACCGACAAUUUCGAGUCGUGGGAGAAGCUCAUCCGUGCUUGUGAGGCUCAAGAAGGAGGUCUCAACCGAAAUUCAAGUCCCCAGGCACUAGCUACUCUUCGCGAUGUCUACGAUCGAUUUCUCCUCAAGUUUCCUCUUCUCUUCGGGUACUGGAAGAAGUACGCUGAUCUCGAAUUUAAUAUUUCCGGUCCUGAAUCUGCCGAAAUGAUUUACGAGCGUGGAUGCGCGAGUAUAACUAACUGUGUUGAUUUAUGGGCUUCAUACUGUUCCUUCAAGAUGGAGACCACUCAUACCCCCCAUUUGGUCAGAGAGCUUUUCGAGCGAGCCGCCACUGCUGUCGGCCUCGACUUUCUGGCACAUCCCUUCUGGGACAAGUACAUUGAGUAUGAAGAGAGACAGGAGGCUCACGAUAAGAUCUUUGCCAUCUUGCAGCGAGUCAUCCAUAUCCCGAUGCACCAGUAUGCUCGGUACUACGAGCGCUUCCGGCAACUUGCCCACAGCCGGCCUAUCAAGGAGCUUGUACCGCCCGAGACGCUUGCCCGUUUCCGGGCGGAGGUAGAGGCUGAGAGUACUGCGUAUGGUGCAAUGCCACGAGCUGAACUGGAAAUCGAGCGAGACAUACGUGUCAAGAUCGAUUCUAUGUUCUACGAGGUCUUCCAGAAGACCCAGGAUGAAACAAAUAAACGAUGGACUUACGAAUCGGAGAUUAAACGGCCGUACUUCCACGUUACCGAGCUUGAAAGUUCGCAGCUAGCUAACUGGCGGAAAUAUCUCGACUUCGAAGAGAGCGAGGGUGACUUUGCCAGGACGACGUUUCUCUACGAGCGUUGUGUCGUUACUUGCGCCUUAUACGACGAGUUCUGGUUGCGAUAUGCCAGGUGGAUGUCGGCUCAGCCCGGGAAAGAGGAGGAAGUUCGUCAUAUCUAUAUGAGAGCUGCCACUCUUUUUGUACCUAUCAGCCGUCCGGGCGUCCGGCUGCAGUUUGCUUACUUUGAGGAAUCUUGUGGCCGCACUGGCGUCGCCCGAGAUAUCCACGAAGCUGUAUUGAUGCAGCUACCUGAUUGUGUAGAGGCUAUCGUGUCUUGGGCAAACCUCGAGAGACGACAAAACGGGCUCGAUGCCGCGAUUCAGGUCUAUAAGGCUCAAAUUGACGCGCCACACGUUAAUAUCUUCACGAAAGCCGUUCUUGUUACCCGGUGGGCUUUCCUCUUAUGGAAGAUCAAGGGGUCUGUCGAGGAAGCAAGAACCGUGUUCCUUAAGAACGUUCAGUGGUAUGCUGACAGUCGUCAUUUCUGGGAGAAGUGGCUUGAGUUUGAACUGGAGCAGCCGACGAACGCCGAGACGGAAUCCCAGCAUUCCGAACGUAUCAAGCAUAUUUUUGAUGAGCUAUUAGCCAAGAGCCGAAUAUCAUCGACGGCUAAGAAGGACUUGUUCUUGGUCUAUCUUACCUAUCUCCAAGAGAGAGGAGGCGCAGAAGCGAUGAAAGAGUUCCUUACUAUCGAUCGUGAGAUUUACGGGUAUGUUCCUCUUUUUGAAGCUACGUCUACGCCGAUAUGCUAACUUUGAAUGUAGUCCUACUUCGUUAUCAGCACUU
Messenger RNA from Daldinia caldariorum, 1625 nucleotides. RefSeq lists its product as uncharacterized. Gene Ontology annotation, cellular component: commitment complex; U1 snRNP; U2-type prespliceosome. Gene Ontology annotation, biological process: mRNA 5'-splice site recognition; RNA processing. The coding region runs from base 236 to 1591 and encodes 451 amino acids. Lineage: Eukaryota; Fungi; Ascomycota; Sordariomycetes; Xylariales; Hypoxylaceae. The transcript has 4 exons. The record is from RefSeq and is a predicted model, not a curated record. Gene Ontology annotation, molecular function: protein binding.